AUCAGCCGUCGCCUUUUCAAAUUAUCAUCGAAACCCAAUCUCACUUGGCAACCUCGUUUGAUUCUGCUUAAUUUGUGCUUUUUCUUCUUUUUAUCUUCAUUAUAAUGGAUCCCAAGUCUCGCACUCUGGAGAUCACAAUCUUGUCAGGAGAAGACCUGAGAAUCGAUAACAAAUCGGUUAAAAAGAACGCUUUUGUCAUCGUUUGGAUCGACGAUUUUAACUAUAAGACGACGAAGAUGGAUGAAGAAGGAGGGAGCUACCCCUCAUGGAACGAUAAACUAGUGAUGGACAUGCCCAUGCAGACACCCUUCAUCACCCUCGAAGUAAAAUGCAAGGCUUCAGGCGGGGAUAGAACCGUAGGACUUGCAAGAAUACCAGUGACGGAUUUUAUUGGAGGGUAUUGCCCCGAGACUUGUUUACAGUUUUUGAGUUAUCGGUUAAGGGAUCCCAAGGGGCUGAAGAAUGGAAUCAUUAAUGUUUCUGUUAGAGUUAAAGAGCCCUUGCGUGCUUGUUCUUCCCAGGCUGCAGCUGCAUCUGCAGGGCUGGGAAUUCCCAUUGACGGACGAAAAGAUUUUGGUGUUGUUACUGGGAUUCCAAUUUGGAGCGGUUAUGCAUCGAUCUAAUUCUGGAGCGGUUAUGCAUCGAUCUAAUUCUUUGUUCACACGAUUUUCAAGGAAUUAAAUUGAAGCAACAACGAUGUACAAAUUAAAAACAUAACAAUGUUUUCUUUUUUGUUCUAAAAGGAAAACUUGUUUUGCUGGAAUCGUUCCUCUUUAAUUAGAAAUUCUAUUCACAUGGGAUCAAUUAGAACUGA
Durio zibethinus is the source of this 814-nucleotide messenger RNA. RefSeq names its product BON association protein 2 (gene BAP2). Gene Ontology annotation, biological process: defense response. NCBI's taxonomy places the organism in Eukaryota, Viridiplantae, Streptophyta, Magnoliopsida, Malvales, Malvaceae. The record is from RefSeq and is a predicted model, not a curated record.